Molecule: messenger RNA, 928 nt
Organism: Suillus plorans
Lineage: Eukaryota; Fungi; Basidiomycota; Agaricomycetes; Boletales; Suillaceae
Exons: 7
Coding region: 66-800 (244 amino acids)
Source: RefSeq, a predicted model, not a curated record
AAACGUCCCGUCACAAGCGACUCCCUACACUCUCUACUAUCUCAAGAAUAUUCACGGGGAAAGCGAUGCCAUCAAAAUUUAACAUCUUUAGGACUUGUAUUUACGGCGUAGUCUUUAUUUGGACAGUGAUCUGCCUGGCUAUUGCAGCUCACUUCCAGAGUCUACUGGUCAUCACAGAUCUCACUCGUUUCGUUCCUUUCACCAUUUUCGUAUGUAGUGUCAGCAUGCUCAUUCUCAUCAUUUUGCUUGGAUGUAGCAUGGUUCGAACCAGCAAUCCGAUCUCCACGAGAAUCGAACUCGGAUGCCUCGGACUGCUUGGGACUUUCUGGCUUGCUUUGGGUGCCUUCCUAGCAAGCUCUGACUCGGAGAACGCCAACGUAGAAUGCUAUUCAUCCGAUGCAGAGACCUCUCCCAUCGAUGUUCCUGGGUUCUCUACAGAGACAUACCAGGCUCAGUACCGGGUUCUGGAGGCAUUCUCGCUUUUCAAUCUUAUUCUCAUAUUGGCGUUUUUGUUGUUCUUGCUGGCGCUCGCGGUAAAGCAUCAUUUCCGCGUCAACCGCAAUGUGUGGUACAUUGCGGUCACUGAAUACCCGUGGUUUGGAAAGACUAUGUCCAAGUUACCAGCGCCCGUUAGCAGUCGGUCACGAUCAAGAGGCAAGACCUACGAUGAGAAAGCCUCAGCGCCCUGGGAGAAUGAGACAAGACGCGGGGACUCACGUUACCCCGGAUGGUCAGCUCAAGUCCCGGCGCCGGCACGCGCGUCGGACAAGUAUAAGAGGGAUGCGUCACCCAGGCGGUGACCGCUGUAUACGUUUCACAAUUGGGUUUUAUUGGCAUAGACUGUCAUGAUCUGCGUUUACUUGGGAAAACUAAUAAAUACAGUUUGUACUAUAGCACGGGACUGUCAAUAUCAUGAUAUUCUCUUGAA